UUAACUUCAAUAAACAAAAAAAUUGCUUUUCCUGUCUAUCAAAAACAUACAUAGGAUAAAUGUUUUGAGCAAUACCCUUAACUGCCCAAAAAAAAAAGUAACUUAUGUUUGUUUAAUUGUCUUAUGAGUAUAGGAAUGGAGACAGUGAUGGAAGAGGAAGAAUACAACUAUAGAGAAGUGAGGCUUCCUUCUCUGAUAGCAGUGGUGGGCGAGCCAGAGCUGGGGAGGGAAACAGGGGAAAGGAGAAGAGGAAGGGACAUAAUAAUAGCCAUAGAUCAUGGCCCCAAUACCAAACAUGCUUUCGAUUGGGCUCUGGUUCACCUUUGCAGGCUCGCUGAUACCAUCCAUCUCGUUCACGCCGUUUCCGACUUGCAUAACCAAGUUGUCUACGACAUAACCCAGGGUCUUAUGGAGAAAUUAGCCAUUGAGGCUUUUCAAGUACUAAUGGUGAAAACAGUAGCUCGAAUUGUGGAAGGUGAUCCAGGAAAAGUAAUUUGCAAGGAAGCAGAGAGGAUCAAACCUGCAGCUGUGGUUAUGGGGACCCGAGGCAGAAGCUUGAUUCAAAGUGUGCUACAGGGAAGUGUUGGUGAGUACUGCUUUCACCACUGUAAAGCAGCACCUGUUGUUAUUGUUCCUGGAAAAGAGGCUGGAGAUGCGUCAAUCCUCUAGUCGAAUUAUGUUGUAAAAGGCUGUGUUUUUAUUAUCGCAUUUGUUUUAUCGUGUGUAUCUAUUAUCAAAUACUAGUGUGAAGAUUGUUUCUAAUUCAUUAGAACAAGAAAAAAGAGCAUCACAUGCUGUGAUUAUUAAUAUUCUUUUCUGGAAAGUCACAAUUGAUUGGUUGCCCAUGUUCCCAUUUUCAAAAAUCUAAUUGUAACUAUUAAUUCCA
Messenger RNA from Glycine soja, 886 nucleotides. RefSeq names its product universal stress protein PHOS32. Bases 124 to 669 code for a protein of 181 amino acids. NCBI's taxonomy places the organism in Eukaryota, Viridiplantae, Streptophyta, Magnoliopsida, Fabales, Fabaceae. The record is from RefSeq and is a predicted model, not a curated record. The transcript has 5 exons.